This is a messenger RNA of Tyto alba (common barn owl), 3138 nucleotides long. It is a transcript of the gene CSGALNACT2, whose product is annotated as chondroitin sulfate N-acetylgalactosaminyltransferase 2. The record is from RefSeq and is a predicted model, not a curated record. Gene Ontology annotation, molecular function: glucuronosyl-N-acetylgalactosaminyl-proteoglycan 4-beta-N-acetylgalactosaminyltransferase activity. Lineage: Eukaryota; Metazoa; Chordata; Aves; Strigiformes; Tytonidae. Gene Ontology annotation, cellular component: Golgi cisterna membrane. The coding region runs from base 694 to 2325 and encodes 543 amino acids. The transcript has 8 exons.
CGCCGUCCCCUUUAAGGGCCGCGGCGGCGGUGGCGCCCCGCCCGCCCGCUCGCCCGCUUCUCCGCGCACAGGAAGUGCGGCCGCGGCUCCGCGGCGGGGCCCGCGCGGUUGUGUCUUCAUUUUGCUGAUUCAAACCACAGAUUCCAAGGAAAGGAGGAGAAGUGGAAUAAAAUACUCAAGUGCCAGAGGAAAAGCCAGACUAGCCAAUGAAAAUGACUGUUACUAAACUGUAGACUGCUCUCACUUAUACGCAGUGAGAGAAAAAACUGCUGUCAAUUCAAAGCAUAUAAAAUUACUUUUGCAGAUGUUCCUCACUGAACUUCAAAUAGACUAAACCCCUUCAACUAGGGUUGACUUAGGAAGCGGAAGUAUGACUCCUUGCUGGUGUCUUCCAUCUUCUUCCCCCUCUGUGGGGCUUUUUGUUUGGGGUAGGAAAUCCUGAACAAAUUGUAUGGCGUCAACGAAACUUACAGUUGAUGGUUAUGGAUGACAUAGGAACUUCAGUAUUAUGUCUCUGCAAUGACACCUGAUUAAGGCAAAGAUUGGAAACUGCUCUUCAGCUACUUUCUUAAAACUUAGGGUAACUAUUACAGUCAUGAUUUCUUUCUCUUUCUAAGAUUUGAACUCUGGGGUGAUGUUCCCUGGAAGGCAUGAGCAGAUAAGUCAUCUUUUUGGACUGGAAACUGAAAUAAUAUGAGAAUGCCCAGAAGAGGCUUAGUAAUUCAAGCCAGGACUCGUUGGCUAUUAGUGGGCCUUGCUUUACUAUUCAGUUUAGUCUUGCUCAUGUACUUGCUUGAGUGUGCUCCACAAACAGAUGGUAAUGGAUCUCUGCCUGGUGUCGUAGGUGAAAACAUGGGUAAAGAAUACUAUCAGGCUCUCUUGCAGGAACAAGAAGAACAUUAUCAAAACAGAGCUACCAGCCUGAAACGUCAGAUUGCCCAGUUAAAGCAAGAGCUUCAGGAAAUGAGUGAUAAAUUGAAAUCCCUGCAGGAAAAAAAGAGCCCUAAGGUGAAUGGUAUGAAUUACCAGGGCACCAAAGAACAAGCAUCCAAUGAUCUCCUAGAGUUUCUUCAUUCCCAGAUUGAUAAAGCUGAGGUGAGCGUGGGGGCCAAACUGCCUAGUGAAUAUGGUGUCAUUCCUUUUGAAAGUUUUACAUCCAUGAAGGUAUUCCAGUUGGAGAUGGGGCUCACUCGGCAUCCAGAGGAGAAACCUGUUAGAAAGGAUAAACGAGAUGAAUUGGUGGAAGUUAUUGAGGCUGGCCUAGAAGUUAUCAAUAAUCCGGAUGAGGAAGAUGGACAAGAUGAAGAUGAUGGAGUAGGAGAGAGGCAGCUGUAUAGUGAAAAUGAUUUCAUAGAAGGUUACUAUCGUACAGAAAGAGAUAAGGGGACACAGUAUGAGCUGUUUUAUAAGAAGAUGGAUGGCAUGGAAUACAGGCAUGUCACCUUGUUCCGACCUUUUGGACCCCUCAUGAAAGUGAAGAGUGAAACGGUCGAUAUUUCUAGAUCAAUCAUUAACAUUAUUGUCCCUCUUGCUGGAAGAACUGAGGCAUUUGCACAAUUUAUGCAAAACUUUAGGGAUGUGUGUAUUCAUCAGGAUAAGCGUGUUCACCUCACAGUGGUGUAUUUUGGACAAGAUGGGCUAUCAGAAGUAAAAAGCAUCCUAGAGUCUGUAGCUAGAGAAACUAACUUCCACAAUUACACGCUUGUCUCUCUGAAUGAGGAAUUUAACCGAGGCCGAGGACUUGACAUGGGCGCCAGAGCCUGGGAAAAGGGCGAGGUCCUGAUGUUCUUCUGUGAUGUCGAUGUUUAUUUCACAGCCGAGUUCCUCAACAGUUGUCGCUUAAAUGCUGAACCUGGGAAAAAGGUCUUUUAUCCUGUGGUAUUCAGCCUUUAUAAUCCUGCUAUUGUCUAUGCCAACCAAGAUGUACCACCCCCUGUGGAGCAACAAUUGGUACACAAGAAGGAUUCUGGUUUCUGGCGGGAUUUUGGCUUUGGGAUGACUUGUCAGUAUCGGACAGACUUUCUUACUGUUGGGGGUUUUGACUUGGAAGUGAAAGGCUGGGGCGGUGAGGACGUUCACCUUUACAGAAAGUACUUGCACGGUGACCUUAUUGUGAUCAGGACACCGGUCCCUGGUCUCUUUCACCUCUGGCAUGAGAAACAUUGUGCAGACGAGCUCACUCCAGAGCAGUAUCGCAUGUGUAUCCAGUCCAAAGCCAUGAACGAGGCCUCUCACUCACACCUUGGGAUGCUGGUCUUCAGGGAGGAGAUUGAGACUCACCUCCGUAAGCAGGCUUACAGGACUAACAGCGAAGCAGUGGGUUAAAUGUCACCCCUGUGACAUUUGAUGACUUCAAAUUCACAGUGAACCAGCAUCAUUUUACAGCCUUAAUUCAGCUUAAAAAUGCAGUGCCUCUCUUUUUCAGUGAAGAAGAGUUUAGAGGGAUUUUGGUUCUUGUAUUUGUUUUCCGAGUAAUUCUUUGACUGAUGUGCUAUUACCUACAUAUCUUGCAAGUUCAAGCACCUCAAAAAAAUUGGGAAGCAUAUGUAGUUCAAGGAAAGUGUCUUCAGUAUCAAUUGAAAAAAAUCAGUGGAAUGUACAACUCAACACUUUUCCAUGUGGUACAUUUCAAUUCUUAUAUUUGCAUUAUUUUAAGAAUUAAAUUAAAUAAUCUUUUGUGUUGUCUUGAGUAUUUUCAGUCUGUUUGGCUCACUGCAGUGUGACUUUAGAAGGAUACUAUACUUACACUCCAUUGUAGAGACAAGAGAAAGGUGUGAAAAAUAAUCUCACCGUGAAAAGUAUAUGGGACGCGCUGACUGGUAUGCCAACUGUUGUGGUUGCUGAUUUCACAGCAAGGGCUUGGUGCCACAUUUGCUGUAUUAACAGACAUUCACAUGGUUGAAUGUAGAAUAAUUCAUGUGAAAGGGGGGGGAUGAAAAUCUAAGUGGAAUUUUAGAGCAUAUAAUGUGAUUUCACACUGCAGAAGAGACACCACCUUCUUAUCUCUGUGAUGGAUCAGACAAGUUGGGAACGUUCCAGUUGGGUGUUUCAAGGUCUGGUCUUUUCCCACAGUAGAUCCCACAUCACAGAAUCCCUUCUAUAAAGUGGGCAAUGCUAUUAAACUUAUUUGUUUAAAGA